Messenger RNA from Bufo bufo (common toad), 2143 nucleotides. RefSeq names its product gastrula zinc finger protein XlCGF26.1-like. The transcript has 3 exons. Gene Ontology annotation, cellular component: nucleus. The record is from RefSeq and is a predicted model, not a curated record. NCBI's taxonomy places the organism in Eukaryota, Metazoa, Chordata, Amphibia, Anura, Bufonidae. The coding region runs from base 158 to 1564 and encodes 468 amino acids.
UUCCUGUAAGGUGUCAGGAUGUGGCGGUCUAUUUCUCCAUGGAGGAGUGGGACUAUGUAGAAGGACACAAGGAUCUGUACAAGGAGGCCAUGAUGGAGGCUCCCCGGCCUCUGACAUCACCGGAUACCGACUCCAGGAGGAGAAAUCCCCCCGAGAGAUGUCCCCGUCCUCUGUAUUCCCAGGACUGUCCAGAGAAGAAGCUCCCAGAGAACCAUCAGAUCUAUUAUAUAAUCCACCUAAUCAAGAGGAACCUUCUCCUGACCUAUCACAGAUUGCUACCACAAGUAGCGGGCAGAAAGGGGGUAAAAGGUUUCAAUGUGGGGAAUGUGGGAAACAGUUUAGAUAUAGCUCAAGUCUUUCUUUACACAGAAGAUAUCACACAGGAGAGAAGCCAUAUUCAUGUUCAGAAUGUGGGAAAUUGUUUAUAAAUAAAUCAGAUCUUUUCAAUCAUGAGCGAGUUCACACAGGAGAGAAGCCAUAUCCAUGUUCAGAAUGUGGGAAAUGCUUUAGAAGCAAACCACAACUUGUUGUACAUCACAGAAUUCACACUGGAGUGAAGCCGCAUGUUUGUUCAGAAUGUGGGAAAUGUUUUGCAAAUGCAUCAAAUCUUGUGAAACAUAAGAGAACUCACACAGGAGAGAAGCCAUAUUCAUGUUCAGAGUGUGGAAAAUGUUUUACAAAGAAAGUGUAUCUUGUUAAACAUGAGAAAAGUCACACAGGAGAGAAGCCAUAUUCAUGUUCAAAAUGUGGGAAAUGUUUUAAAGAAAAAUCCAAACUCCAAUAUCAUGAGAGAGUUCACACAGGAGAAAAGCCUUAUUCAUGUCCAGAAUGUGGUAAAGGUUUUAUAAAGAAAUCAAAUCUUUUUAUACAUGAGAGAAUUCACACAGGAGAGAUGCCAUAUUCAUGUUCAGAUUGUGGAAAAUGUUUUCCAAAGAAAUCAUGUCUUGUUACACAUGAGAGAAUUCACACUAGAGAGAAGCCAUAUUCAUGUUCACAAUGUGGGAAAUGCUUUAUAUAUAAAUCUGAGCUUUUAAAACACGAGAGAAUUCACACAGGAGAGAAGCCAUACUCAUGUACAGAAUGUGGGAAAUGCUUUACAUGUAAAUCAAAUCUUGUUUUGCACGAAAGAAUUCACACAGGAGAGAAGCCAUAUUCAUGUUCAGUUUGUGGGAAAUGUUUUACAAAGAAGUCAUAUCUUGUUAAACAUGAGAGAAGUCACACAGGAGAGAAGCCGUAUCCUUGUUCAGUUUGUGGGAAAUGUUUUACAACGAAAUCAUAUCUUACUACACAUGAGGGAAUUCACAAAGGAGAGAAGCCGUAUUCAUGUUCCGAUUGUGGGAAAUGUUUUGCAACUAAAUCAGAUCUUUUAAAACAUGAUAGAAUUCACACGGGAGAGAAGCCAUAUUCCUGUUCAGAAUGUGGGAAGUGCUUUAAAACUAAAACACAUCUUUCUAAACAUGAGAGAAUUCACACAGGAGAGAAGCCGUAUUCAUGUUUAGAAUGUGGGAAAUGCUUUAGAAAUAAAUACAAUCUUGUUCUACAUCAGAGAAGUCACACAAGGUAACACCAUUUUGAUGAUUUGUAUAAGAAUAAUGGUUUAAAAGAAAAUCAGAUUUGGUAGUCAUCACAGAACCAUAUUCUUGUUUGGAACUGGGGAAAUAUUAUAAGAGCGCAGUAUGACUUCAAUCUCAUCAGGUUAUUCACAAACAGUUCACAGGUCUGUUUACUGUCAGAGCAGUGAAGAUGAAUUGUCCCCAUGGACCUUGCUUCUUCUUACUGUAUUCAUACCUCCACCUACACUGCAGGACAAUCCACAGUGACAUAGUGUAAGGGGAAGGACGUUCCAUGGAGACUUUUAUAUAACAUAUGUGGACAUAUCGAUAUUUGAUGGUGAUUGGUGCAUUAUGGAAAGAUAACGGUGAUGGAAGAGAAGUAAACAAUAAACUGAAUUUGCAGUAAUGCUAACCUCUGAGCAUGGUGGCUUCAGGGCCCUUUACAUGGGCGAGAAUCUAAAACAUGAUCGCUAAUGAGCUUUCAUAGGAAUGCUUGUUAGCGAUUAUCUGGCAGGGUAAAUGUACCGCUGAUUACAAUUACCCGAUGAACGAGGGAAACAGUCGUUCAUCGGGUAAUUCGAUCGUUUGUG